AACAACUAUAUAAUGUUGGAACGUUCACCCAGAAAGAUGCAAACGCAAACGCGAUUCAAUUGAGUUGUGUUGUAUCAAAUAUAAACUGGAUAAACAGCAGAAAUUAAUUAAAUUAACAACAUGACUCCUUUGAUUUUAAUUUUGGCUAUUGCCUCAGUAUGUCAAGCUGGUUAUUUAGGUGGACCAGAAUAUGCCAUUCCAAGAUUUGAACCACCAGCACCAACUGGUCACGAUGGUAAUGUAAUUGAUACUCCUGAAGUUGCUCAUGCAAAGGCUGCUCACUUGGCUGAAUUUGCAAGAGCAGCACAACGUGCAGCUGAACAAAAAGAUGAUGCAUAUGCACAACCAGGACCAUCAUAUCCAAUUCAUCAAUCUUAUCAACAAUCAAAACCAAUCUAUCAAGCACCAAGUCAUAUUCCAUCUCAAAUAUCAGCCUACAGAAGUCCAUCACCAGCACCAGCACCAGCACCACAACAUUAUCAAUAUUCAGCUGGACCAAGUUAUCCACAAGCUGCAUUACCAGCUCCACACUAUGCAUCAGCUGUUAAAGCACCAUUUCAACCAGCUCCACUUGCUGAAGAUGGACGUGUUGUUGAUACACCAGAAGUUGCUGCUUUAAAACAUCAAAGACUAUCUGAACUUGCUGAUGCUGAAGCAAGAGCAUAUAAAAAUGCUGGACCAGAAGAACCAGCAUACAAUGAAGGACCAGCUCCAAUUCAAUACAAUCAAGGUUACAAUGCACCACAAAGUUAUUAUGGUAAAUCUGCUUAUCAACCACACUUAGGAGCAUAUUAAAUCCAAUAAAUAGAAAAUGAAAAAAAAAACAAAUAUAUUAUUAUAUCAACAAAUCAUCAUAUUAUAUUUUACAUUUCUGAAAUAAACUGUACAUAAUUUUAGGCCAAAUAAAUUUGAUUUUUUAUGAA
This is a messenger RNA of Aphidius gifuensis, 923 nucleotides long. RefSeq names its product pupal cuticle protein-like. The coding region runs from base 121 to 795 and encodes 224 amino acids. The record is from RefSeq and is a predicted model, not a curated record. NCBI's taxonomy places the organism in Eukaryota, Metazoa, Arthropoda, Insecta, Hymenoptera, Braconidae. The transcript is spliced from 3 exons.